CUGAUGGAUGCGGCUGCGGAUAUUCUUUUGCCGCCAGAGUCUGUACGCGGGAUGCGAGUAUUAGAUAGGAGUGCAUUUAACAAGGUUGUUGCGAUUCCUGCUUUGAGGGUUGAGCCUCGACACUGCAGUGCAGUCAGAAAACGGUUUGAUGGACGUUUGCUCGCUUUCAAGGGCAUUAAAACUAUUAUCAGUGAUGAUGACGCAGAGGGUAGCAAACACAAGCUGAUCUUGUUGCCACCCAGUGAUAUUGAUUCUGUUCAAAGAAAUUUAGUACCAGAUGACAAAGACUAUUUGAAUCAAAUAGAAGCCACCUUGUGUACCCACCAGUUGCACCUGAAUUAUAACGUCUGGAGUGCCCAACAGGUGAUUCGAGCUAUCUUACCAGAUGACAUUGAGGAGGUCACUACUUCGUUUGAAACAGUAGGCCACAUUGCACAUGUCAACUUGCGCGAUUCUCAGCUAGACUACAAACAUGUGAUUGGUCAAGUCUUACUGGACAAGAACAAUCCACACAUUCGUACUGUAGUGAACAAAUUAUCGGAUAUCCAAGAGACGUAUAGAUUCUUUAAAAUGGAGGUGCUAGCAGGCUCAGAUGAUAUGAUAGCAACGGUUCGAGAGAACGGUUGCAUGUUCACAUUUGAUUUCUCACAAGUGUACUGGAACUCACGUCUUCAUACUGAACACAGUCGUAUAAUAGACAGCUUGACAUUGAAUGAUGUUGUGUGUGAUCUGUUUGCUGGUGUUGGACCGUUUGCUUUGCCUGCUGGCAAGAAAGGUUGUAUGGUAUAUGCAAAUGACCUCAACCCUGCUGCGUAUCAAGCACUCUGUAAUAAUGUAAAGAUAAACAGAGUAGAGAGUCGAAUCAGAGCUUAUAAUUUGGAUGGUCGUGACUUUGUAAAGAAAGUAAUGCAAGAAAUCCAGUCAAGCCACCGAUUGAUUGAGGAACAAGAAUUUGCCAAACAUAACCAUGAAUUCCAACACUCUAUUAUUUCACCAAUGUUCACUUGCAUUGUAAUGAAUCUGCCUGCUACAGCCAUAAAAUUUCUGGAUAUCUUUCAAGGGCUGUUGAAGGGUUUAAAAAAUGUUGCUCUUCCAACCAUCUAUUGCUAUUGCUUUAGUAAAGCACCUAAUCCUGAAGAAGAUGCAAGACAGCAAUGUGAACACAUGCUAGGAACAAAAAUUGAAGCUAACGUUCAUCGUGUCCGAGAUGUUGCUCCAAAUAAAGUGAUGCUAUGUGUCCAAUUCAAACUACCACAUGUUGUGGCUUUCAAGACCAGCAAUGAUGCUGACAGUGAUGCUGAAGAGCCAGCAGCAAAGAAAGUGAAAACUCAUGAAGUAUAUCCUGCAGGUUCAAGGAAUGUGACUAGUGAAGAAUUGAAUUUGUGACACCAUGUUGUCUGAAUAACAAUUUACACUUUGACAAUUAUCUUGUAUUGUCCUUUAACACUGCUCUGUGAAAGUAGUUUAGUAAGACAAUUGUAAUUAAUGAAUGAUAAAGAAGUAACAAUUCACUAAUAAAGUAAA
This is a messenger RNA of Corticium candelabrum, 1524 nucleotides long. RefSeq lists its product as uncharacterized. Lineage: Eukaryota; Metazoa; Porifera; Homoscleromorpha; Homosclerophorida; Plakinidae. Gene Ontology annotation, molecular function: tRNA (guanine(37)-N1)-methyltransferase activity. The coding region runs from base 4 to 1386 and encodes 460 amino acids. The record is from RefSeq and is a predicted model, not a curated record. Gene Ontology annotation, biological process: mitochondrial tRNA methylation; tRNA N1-guanine methylation. The transcript has 3 exons. Gene Ontology annotation, cellular component: cytoplasm; mitochondrial matrix.